This is a messenger RNA of Amyelois transitella, 716 nucleotides long. RefSeq lists its product as uncharacterized. The coding region runs from base 228 to 716 and encodes 162 amino acids. The transcript is spliced from 3 exons. NCBI's taxonomy places the organism in Eukaryota, Metazoa, Arthropoda, Insecta, Lepidoptera, Pyralidae. The record is from RefSeq and is a predicted model, not a curated record.
UUAUUAAAUUGCUUAAAAGUUACUCUGAGGAGGUUUAAUUACUGAGGUCAACCCCUUCUUCAUCUGUUACGUAAACUGUUCGGACAAAAAUAUGCCAAACACAUUUCAAAUUUUAAUCUCAAAGUACGUUUUUGAUUUUUUUGUUUUACAAAAAUUGUUAUGAUAUUGAUAAAUUAAAUUUUCCUGCUUAUAAUUCUGAAAACCAAAAAGUAUUUAGCUAUCAUAGCAUGCGAACUUUAAGGCGUAGACGGGCCUACACAAAGGCUUCCUGGACAUUCAAGGGUCACACAGCGCGGCGAAGGAGGAAAUAUCAUGCAAAUUCCAUUUUUAUGCAUGAUUCAACGAUGAGGGAUUUCAAUUUGGACAAUUUCAAUGAAGUUAUUCGCACUCAUAAAUCAAGGAGAGACGAAUGGAGGGGCGCUUGGAGAGUGAUGCCGAAGGAUUCGUGUGAAGUUUACAGAAAGAGGCAGAGGAAGAACGAAGAAAGAGAAGAGACUGAACAUUCGAGCGACGAGCAGACAGACACUGACGAGCCGAUGGGAAGGAAAAUGACGAGGAAAUUGACUGAUAGAAAGAAUGGAAGGAAUGCGCGACGAACCGCACGCAAACGCAGAAGAUAUAAACAACGAAAUAAUGAUGACUCGUCCGUCUCAUCACACUCCACUACUCACUCUUCAACAUGCACCAGCUAUUCAGAGAUGGAUUAUGGUGAUUAA